This is a messenger RNA of Nerophis lumbriciformis (worm pipefish), 1834 nucleotides long. Its product is annotated as spindlin-1-like. The record is from RefSeq and is a predicted model, not a curated record. Gene Ontology annotation, biological process: gamete generation. NCBI's taxonomy places the organism in Eukaryota, Metazoa, Chordata, Actinopteri, Syngnathiformes, Syngnathidae.
CGUCAAAAACAGCUUAAAGUCCCAGAAUGCACUGGGUGUCUUUGUGUGCAUUCUGGGAUUUGAAGUUCUUUCACCGUUUCCUUGUAGUUAGCCUACAUUAGGUGGUGGAAUCUUCCUUUCAAAGAAAAACACACGUGAAUCUAUUGAUCAGGUCUGUGUGACUUUAUGGAAACAUGUCAAAGAAACGGGGAAGGAAGCGUAGCAGCGAAGAGUUAAGCGAGAGCUCGGCGUCCACCCUGUACCCCGACCCAGACAAUCUGCUGGGCCACAGAAUUCAGCACAACUGGAGGGAGAAGGGGAACGUGACCAAGUGGAAAGGCACGGUGCUGGAGCGCCUGACCGUCAACAGCUCCCUUUACAUGGUCAAAUAUGACGGCUUUGACUGCAUCUACGGCAUAGAGUUGUUCAAGGACAGCCGAGUGUCCAACCUGCAGGUGUUGGCCGAGAAAGUCGUGAAUAAUAAGAUCAAGGUGCCUCCUGGGGCCGAAGAGCUGGUCGGACGGGCGGUGGAACAUCUGUUUGAAAAGGAGGACGGUGAGAAAAACGAAUGGCGGGGCAUGGUGCUAUCCCGGGCACCCGUCAUGACCCACUGGUAUUACAUCACCUACGAGAAGGACCCUGUGCUCUACAUGUACCAGCUGUGGGACGAUUACAAAGACGGCGAUCUUCGUGUUCUUCCUGAAUCAGAGAACAAACACCUGCUCCCAGCAGACAGGAAGCCGGGGGAGGAGCCAGAGAGCCUUGUGGGUAAACAGGUGGAGUAUGUCACAGAUAACGGCCUCAAAAGGACGGGUCUGGUCAUCUACCAAGUCCCGGCCAAGCCCACGGUGUACUACAUCAAAUACGACGACGACGUUCACAUCCACGUCUACGACCUGGUUAAAACCACCUAGUACUGACUGUCACCUUCCCCCAGCCAGGCGUUACCGCUUGACGUGUUACCGACUUUUCUUCCCCAGCGACGGAGGAAAAUGUGCCGAUGAUGAUUAUCUUUCAUUUUCAAAGUUUUGCGUUCUCACAUGACAUGCAUUAUCAAUGUGAAGGUGGUCUGACUAUUGGGUCAUCUUCAGUGUAAAUAAAAGUCUUGUAUAGCCCAGCAGGUUGAAUCUUACUUGUAUUGCGCAACACUUUUUGUAAAGACAUCCCGCAAUGUAAAAGGAUUGGCUUCCUUACACAUCCAUGUUUGGUCAUUGUACUUCAUUUCACUCAUUGUUUUUGUUUUUUUGUUUGUUUCUCAUUUCAUAUGAAAUACCUGGCUGUCCUGUUUGUGCUUGAUGACGUCUUACCGGGUAAGCCUCAGUUUGUUGAAUAUAAAAGUAACAUUUAUUUGAGUGAUGUGCUGAUGAAUUGUACAAACAUCCAUCGUGACACUGAUUUAUUGAGGACAAGACAAAACGUGUUGUGGUAACUGCAAGUUUUCUACUCUUAAUAAUAUAUCCGAUAUACUAAUGUUUACAGUGCAUCUGGAAAGUAUUCACAGCGCUUAACUUUUCCCAGUUUAUGUUACAGCCUCAUUCCAAAAUGGAAUAAAUUAAAUCCUCAUAAUUCUACAGACAUAAUGGCAAUGUAAAGUUGUUUUUUUAUUUAAAAAAACAAUAUUUACCGGGUGCACUGUAUGUCCAGUUGCUUCAGCAGUGUUUGUGCUCCAUGCUAUUUAUGUUAAAUUGGCUACCAAUGUUUUUUUUGUUGUUUUUUUUUAUGUAUUUGACGUCAUCAUUAAUUACAGAGACUAGUGUGUUUAUUGCCUCAAAAUUUGCUAAUUGUGUAAAAUGUUCUGUUCUGUACAUAUAAAUUGAAUCAUUUUUAUGAACCUAAUAGCAAAUGUUUGUGUUUU